Molecule: messenger RNA, 1062 nt
Organism: Clavispora lusitaniae ATCC 42720
Lineage: Eukaryota; Fungi; Ascomycota; Pichiomycetes; Serinales; Metschnikowiaceae
Biological process (GO): transmembrane transport
Molecular function (GO): transmembrane transporter activity
Source: RefSeq, a predicted model, not a curated record
AUGAUUUUCUGGCGCCCGUCGAGCGAGCGGCCGCCCUUUUUGUCGCCCUUACUUGGGCCCGUCGACGGCGCAGGACACGCACACACCGCCCCGCGUUCUGCGGCUUCGCGCGAAAAAAACGGGCGCCUUUCCGCGUUGCUCGGCGUGUCGACCGGUCUCGGCGCCGUGUUUUCCGUUUCUGUUUUCCUCACCUUGCCCGUGCGCUUGAGCGGCCAUUUCGACCUCUCGCGUGAAUACAGCUUGCGUUUGUCCUAUCUUCUCCUUGGAGGCGUGGCGUUUGUUGUUGGCAUUGUGGUUUAUUUCGCCGCAUACGAUUCAGUCAAGCAAAAGAGAGAAAGCAGCCGCUCACACGAAGAACCUAGCCAGUUGGGCUACUUUGCCUUGUUGAGAAAAGGUGUCCAGGCAUCACGCAACGACCACCAAAUCCAGUUGGCCUACGCGGGAGCGUUUGUCGCCCGUUCAACUACUGUGGCCACUUCGGUAUUCAUACCUUUGGUGGUUUACAAGUACUACUCUGCCAUUGGUGCUUGUGGUGAUCAUCCAAACGUGACCGAAAUCCCGAACCAGAGCGACUGCUACGAUGGAUACAUUUUCCUGGCCAUUUUGACUGGAGUUGCACAGGUUGUGGCGUUGGUUUCCUCUCCGCUUUGGGGCAUCGUGGCAGAUAUCCGUCGUUUGGGGAGCCGUGUCACCUUGGUAGCAGCUUCCAUUUUCGGCAGUGUUGGUUCUUUCUGCUUGUGUAUUUUCGGAAGCACUUCUGCAAUCUACGACCCUCGCCGCGUUAGUUGUUUCGUUUGGGUGAGUCUCAUCGGCUUGUCGCAGAUCGGCACCAUCAUCUCAAGCAUGUCUCUUUUGAGCCAGGUGGGCCAGCGUGACUCUAUGCGCAACCAUCAGGUCAUAGGAAGCAUCAGUGGCAUUUAUAGUCUCUGUGGAGGUGUGGGGAUUUUGCUUAUCACCAAGAUUGGCGGAACUUGGAGCGACACAUGGGUCUUUGGCCCAUUUCUUCUUCUUGGUAUCUUCAAUGUGCUCUUGACACUUUUUGCUGUCUUUGGAGGCCGCUGA